AUGGACUCCGAGCAGGCGAGUGUAUAUGUGGUCCCCGGCCCAUAUAAAGACGCCGAUUCUCGUCCACUACAUAGUCGCCAGCAAUACCAUACACCAAACUUCACCUUCAAUUCGAACAAUAAGUUUCGGAGAGACCAAACCCCGCGCUCCUAUCCCACUACCACCGCCGUCAGCUCGAGUGAGGCAGCAAAGCAAGUGGAAUCCGAGGUUACAGCCUUGUGGUCGACGCGACAAGUGCCAAAUAUAUCACGGCCGCGCCCUGCCCAGAUGGCGGAAACCAACCUGAACGGCGGCUUCAGCUAUUGCAUUCCAAAGCAGCCUACGGCGCUACCUGCUUGGGAUUCGGCGACCAUGACACUAUCUUCUAGCCAUGAAGUGAUGCCGCAGACAUAUGCCAUCGUCCAGGACUUCUGCCAGCCAUCUGAAAGUGCCGAUAGCAGGCCUUCUGCGAUGUACAUGAACCAGAGGUACGCGCAACUUUCUGAGGAUUGGGGUAAUAAGGCAUGUGGAGAUGUACUCCAAUUACAGCACUUCGACUCUGAAGCAAAUAUCGGCCAAGCUUAUACCACAGAUGAAUGCGUUCCCAUUCUGGAUCUGAGAUACAACACUGGGAUGGACAAUGAUCAUCCGAGCCUCGACAAUCCAUACAAUUCACGGCGCAUGUCAGGCUCAUCAUUCACUAUGUCAACAAGUGGUGGUUUAUCAGACAUGACUUCAUAUGAUGAUUUCUCAGCGACCCUCUCAGAGGCUCCAUCCUUCAUUUCGGACUACCUGCCGCCAUCUAAUAGAAAUUCUCUUAUGUCUUCUACUCAGUUAUCACCAGUCGCUUCUCCACGAAUGACACCUCAAAAUAGGUCUGAACUCGUCCGGACACAAAGCCGUGGGCGAGCGUCCCCUUCUCCGAGGCCAAGCAUGCGAUCCGCGCCGUAUUCAAUAGACAACCGCAGCAAACGAUGGUCUACAGGCUCGUAUGCUUCGGGCCCAAGAAGACCGUCGCCUUUCGUCUAUCACUCCACUCCAGAAGGAUUUGUGCAGCCGCAAAGAAUGUCCUCUCGGCAUUCCUCGCCAACGUUACCGAAUACUUCUCUUCCUUUAAACAUGGCCAAUCUUCAAAGUCAGCAAAAUCCGUAUCUCAUGCCACACAGCAACCCAGCAUACCAUCGCAAUAGCAUGAAUCUUCCGUCGAACGCUUACCACGAACCUCGCCACUUCGAGACACCGUCUCCUCUAUUUUCGCAUGGGCUAUUCAGAAUGUUACAAAGCAACGCGAACCCUCAUUCAAUGCACUCGCACUACGCCGAUCUGAGCGACCCCCCAGAUCUCUAUGCCUCCCUCAAUGAUGAGCAGAUACCACCCCCUCCUGAGGACAUGAACCCGAGCGACCCAGAUCUAGUACCACACGAACAAGAGCUUCGGUUUGAUGGCGACCUCUACACGCCUCGUUGGGUCCGCGGUCACGGCAACAAACGAGAAGGCUGGUGCGGCAUAUGCAAACCUGGUCGCUGGUUGGUUCUUAAAAAUAGCGCAUUCUGGUAUGACAAGAGCUUUACGCACGGAAUUAGUGCGGCUACUGGGAACCCAUUCCAGGAGCCACAGGAGACAAGGCGUAUGGAUGGAAACCCAGAUGUUUGGGAGGGCUUGUGUGGAAGCUGUAAUGGAUGGGUUGCGUUGGUCAGUAGCAAGAAGAAAGGCACGACCUGGUUUAGGCAUGCUUAUAAGUGUCACACGCACCCAAAGAUUAAAGACGCACCGAAGCGAAGGAGGGAAAGCAAUAGCACUAGAGCGCUUGCUGCAUCGACGAUGGCGAAGCCUCAAACCGAGCUGCCCCAGAUAGAGGCGCCACUUGCGCCGCAGAUGACACCCCGUCCCGUCACUUCUGACAAUACAAUGCCAGCGCCGACAAGAAGAAUAGCGACCCCGCUACCGAAUAUGGCAAAUAUGAUAUAG
Molecule: messenger RNA, 1947 nt
Organism: Pseudogymnoascus destructans
Lineage: Eukaryota; Fungi; Ascomycota; Leotiomycetes; Thelebolales; Thelebolaceae
Exons: 2
Coding region: 1-1947 (648 amino acids)
Source: RefSeq, a predicted model, not a curated record